Molecule: messenger RNA, 7218 nt
Organism: Myxocyprinus asiaticus (Chinese sucker)
Lineage: Eukaryota; Metazoa; Chordata; Actinopteri; Cypriniformes; Catostomidae
Gene: myo9b
Product: myosin IXb
Exons: 41
Coding region: 398-6169 (1923 amino acids)
Biological process (GO): intracellular signal transduction
Cellular component (GO): myosin complex
Molecular function (GO): ATP binding; microfilament motor activity; protein binding
Source: RefSeq, a predicted model, not a curated record
UGUAAGGAAGUAACAAGGAACGAAAGUGUCGUCAAAAUUCAGGAGACAACACUGAGGUCUUCCUUAUUUUCUAGUUUAGGAUUUCAUCCGCUUCAGUUAAGCACGGUGUGAACUGUGACAUUAUAGUUUUACCUGUGCCGUACAUAUCAGUGUAUCGCGUUUUGGUCGCUGUAAUGCAGGUGAACGAGGUUUAUUAGUACUUCAGCCGUUGAAAGUUCUGGGUGGAAAGCACAGGAGGGGUUUUUUUUGUUGUUGUUGUUGUUUUUUUUUCUUCUUCAUAUUGGAUAUGUGACGCCGCUUUGGAACACAGCAAAAGUGUUUUAAAACAGAUGAUACCUAUCAUGCUGUAUUGUGCAGUGUGGUAUGCUGGUGUAUGUCUACUGUAUGUGUUUGAAGAAUGAAUGUCACGAACGGCAAGGGGACAACCAGCCAGGAUCAAACAGUCUGCACUUUACAAAUCUACCCCAGGUUUUCUGUCAAACUUGGACAAUGCUGCAUUCUCAGGGUCCCAAAAGAGGCGACAGCAGCCACUGUCAUCAAGACCGCUCUCACCACACUUGGCUUGGACACAUCCAAGCCUUACGUCCUUGUGGAGGUCCAGGAGUACGGGGGAGAGGAGUGGAUCCUUCAAGCCAGUGAUCUGCCCGUUCAUAGAGUCCUCCUCUGGCCUAGAAAGGCCCAAGACCAGCACCCUCAAAGUGAUGGAUACUUUUUUGCCCUUCAGGAGGGAAGCCAUGAUGGAUCCAUCCAGUACGACGUUAUGCCGUCUGUCCAACGGGAAAAAGUGGCUCAGGGACUUGUGACUAGGGGCUUUCUUGCACCACAGCCUCAGGAAUAUGAUGAUUUAUGUAACCUCCCUGAGCUCACUGAGGACAACAUCUUGGAGACCCUACGCUAUCGCUUCCACAAGCAGAAGAUCUAUACCUAUGCAAGCAACAUUCUUAUCGCCGUCAAUCCCUUCAAGUUUCUACCUAUCUACAAUCCUAAAUAUGUCAAGAUGUAUGAGAACCGUACACUGGGCAAGCUAGAACCUCACGUCUUUGCCAUUGCGGAUGCUGCCUUCCACACUAUGCUGAACAAACGGGUCAACCAGUGCAUCGUCAUAUCUGGGGAGAGUGGUUCUGGCAAAACACAAAGCACCAAUUUCCUUAUCCACUGCUUGACUGCCCUUAGUCAGAAGGGUUAUACUAGUGGAGUGGAGAGAACCAUCCUGGGGGCAGGCCCUGUUUUAGAGGCCUUUGGCAAUGCUAAAACAGCCUAUAACAACAACUCGAGCCGCUUUGGGAAGUUCAUUCAAGUGAAUUAUCUGGAGAGUGGUGUUGUGAGAGGGGCUGUUGUUGAGAAGUACCUACUAGAGAAAUGCCGUCUGGUGUCCAGAGGAAAAACUGAAAGGAAUUAUCAUGUUUUUUACUAUCUAUUGAUUGGAGCCUCAGAAGAGGAGAGAGAUGAAUUCAAGCUCCUGCUGCCUGAAGACUUCCACUACCUUAAACAAGAAAACCCAUUUUUGGAGGAUCAAGCAGAGAUGAAACAUGAGUUCAAGAGGCUUCAUCAGGCCAUGGAGAUGGUCGGUUUUCUACCUCCUACCAAAAAACAGAUUUUCUCUGUGCUCUCUGCCAUUCUAUACCUGGGGAAUGUGACAUAUGAGCCAAAAGAUGUUGGGGAGGGACUAAAAGUGGGGCCAGAUCAUGUCCUCUCAGCUCUCUCUGAUCUUCUCAAGGUUAAAGUAGAGCUGCUUGUGGAAGCACUGACUACAAGGAAAGCAAUGACUGCUAAUGACACGCUGAUCCUGCCUUACAGCCUCAAUGAGGCCAUCACUGCUAGAGACUCUAUGGCCAAAUCUCUUUACAGUGCCCUGUUCGACUGGAUUGUUCUACGAAUAAAUCACGCUCUACUCAACAAGAGAGACUUGGAGGAGUCUGUCCCGUGCUUAUCCAUUGGAGUCCUGGACAUAUUUGGAUUUGAAGAUUUCAAGACAAACAGCUUCGAACAGUUCUGCAUUAAUUAUGCUAAUGAGCAACUACAGUAUUACUGCAAUCAGCGCAUAUUUACACUCGAACAAGAGGAGUACAUGGCAGAGGGCAUUACAUGGCAUACUGUUGACUGUCCAGACAACAUUGGCUGCAUCAGUCUCUUUAGCAAGAAACCCACUGGACUCUUUUAUCUGCUUGAUGAGGAGAGCAAUUUCCCUCAUGCCACAGAUAGCACUCUACUGGAGAAGUUUAAGCAGCAGCAUCAGGACAAUCCAUUCUUUGUGCAGACUCCAGUGCGGGAGCCUGCUUUUGUUAUUCAGCAUUUUGCUGGCAAGGUCAAAUACCAGAUAAAGGACUUCAGGGAGAAGAACACAGACCACAUGAGGCCGGAUAUUGUUGCGUUGCUGCAUAGUAGUGAGUGCAGUUACCUGAGGCAGCUAAUCGGGGCUAAUCCAGUGGCUGUGUUCAGAUGGGGAAUCCUCAGGGCCACUAUACGCACACUGGCUGUGUUCAACGAGGCUGGCCGACGUUGGGCAGAAAAGCAUCCAGAUCAGGUCAGGCGCUACUCCAGACGCUCUCUGGGAGAACUGAAGAGUCCCAGCACUGUGGUAAAGAGACAGAUAUCUAUGAUUGACUUUUCCUUUGAUCGGUCUGAAGAGGGACCACUUGAAGCAUUUGAGGACAUCUUUGCUUCAUUUGAAAAUAAGAAGGAAUUGCAUGCCAAAGUCAUCCACACCAUUAAGCAGUAUGGUGGUGAAGUUCCUCUCAAGUUGCGUCUGUCCACAGUUUCUAUGAGGAAGUCCCGUAUAUUCUCUCAGAAGAACAGGCCAAACAGACACAAGCAGCUAAUUCCUAAGAAUCUCAUAGAUUCACGAUCUCUGAAACUCAUAAUGGGCCUUACGCAGCACAACCGUGCAACCAGGUCUCUGCUCCAUCUACACACUAAAAAGAAACCUCCGAGCAUCAGCGCUCAGUUCCAGGCAUCUCUAAACAAGCUGCUGGAAACCCUGAGGAAGGCAGAACCGUUCUUUGUUCGCUGCAUCAGAUCUAAUGGAGAUAAGAGGGAAAUGCACUUUGAUGAUUCUCUAGUCCUUCAGCAGCUGAGGUACACAGGCAUGUUACAAACAGUUCGGAUAAGGAGGUCUGGGUAUGGAGCUAAAUUUACUUUCAAGGAAUUUACAGAUCAGUUCAGAGUGCUGCUGCCUAAGGAAAUAUCAACACCUCAAGAAGAAAUCGCUAACUUGCUGAGGAAAAUGGGAUUACCCAGAACCAGUUUUCAGAUUGGCCGAACCAAGCUGUUCUUGAAAGAGGCAGAAAGGCAAAAACUCCAGGAAACCCUUCAUAAGGAAGUGAUGCAGCACAUCAUCACCCUGCAGAGAUGGUUCCGUGCAUGUUUGACUAGGAAGCACUAUUUGCGCGAAAGGGAAGGAAUUAUAACCAUACAGCGAUCUUGGCGUAGUUUCCGUGAGUUGAACCGAUGCAGGGCUGCUGCUGUGAUCCAGAUGGCAUGGCGAAGGUCCAAGCAAAGAGAGGUCUACCUGAAGCAGAGAGAAAAACUCAAAGAGCAGACGUACGUCCAAGUUACUCCACAUUUCUUUGGAGGUCAGUUAGAAAAGGGCCAUUUGAACAAGGAGGAAAGGAUGGAGGAGAAGAAGAUGGAGCCAAAGCCAAGUCCCCUCUUAAGUCUGACAAAGCCCCUACCUCCACUUCCUGAAUAUCGACCUGCAGAGGGACAGAAGACAAAGGAAAUGAGCCCACAGUUAAGCACCGAGACCAAGUCUAAGGUCACAAUACAGCCUACUCCUUGUAGCGUAGAGAAACCCAAAGUCAAUGGUAAGGACCAAAUUAAGCCAUCUCCUGCAGCCCUCCCUCGGCCUGUCUCGCUUCCAGUGAACAUGAGCCAGAGUGGCUCUGAUGAGGUUCACAAUACUGUAAACCUACAGCGCGAGAAUAAGGCAACCAGGUUGAGGGAGAAUUGGAAAGAGAGAAAAAGUGAAGCGGCACUCAUGGACCAAAUCAGUCCUGAGCUCAUGCAAAUUCAAACCAAGAGGACAGUGGGUUUACGGGAAUGUGGCAUCUCUCAGUCCCUGGAUAAUGUGUCCAGGAUGAGCUCUUCAGAGACGGACAGCUCCUUAUCAUCUAAAAAUGAGAUCCAGUCACCUGCGGAAACUCAUGUGUCAGUGAGUUGCAUAGGAAAGAGAACAAGUGAGGAGAGACCUGCACCGUCCAUCAUACCAGAGAGGCGGGGAAUCCUAAAACUUUUUAAGAAGCGUCUGACGCCCCAGGAUGGAAAUAUUACCAUGGCAAAAACAUUGGCAGAAGGAUGUGAGCUAGCCAGUGGCUCUCACUCUUCUUCACGUGCCAAAAGCUCAGCCACUUUUCCUGGAGCCCGUCGCAACCCCACCAUUAAAAUCAGCAGGGCUACUCGUGUCCAGGAGCAAUGGAACGCAUCACUGGACCGAGAGAUCACUGACACUAAUGAACUCCGCCACCUGGAUGAGUUCUUGGGCAAUCAGAUGAAUGAUCUAAGCACCCGCACAAAAGAACUAUCCGAGACUGAAAAAAUCUUCUUCACAGCCACCACGCAGUUCAGAGACACCAUCAAAAGCAUGUACUCCAUCUCAAAUCCAAAUAUUGGCUAUAAAACCCUGAUGACAGGCUACCAGACGAAGGUAUCCUAUCUGGCAGGGCUGAAGAAAGCGUGUGAGGUGCCACUGGUGGUAAACCUUUUCCAGUCAGUUCUGGAUGGAUUUAUCAGGGGAGAGCUCAAACGACUGGAGGCAGAGCCUUGUAAGAUUAAGGAAAGGAAUCGAAGAAAAUCUAAAAGAGAUUUAUGUCCUGACAGCCCACUGAGUCACUUAUUUAGCACAUACCAGGUGACCAUUAUGCAAUCAUGUGACCAGUGCAACUCGUUCAUAUGGGGCAUGGAAAAGGCCUUCAUGUGCAGCUCUUGUAAAAUGGUGUGUCACAAAAAGUGUCUUAGCAAGAUAAUAAUAUAUUGCACAGCUCACUGUGCCAAGAAGAAAGAGGGUGAGCAUCACCACACUCUCCACUUUGGUGUUCCUGUGUGCGUCCUUGCCCGCACAGCUGACUGUGUGCCUUUUGUCCUGGAGAAGAUGCUAGUACAUGUUGAAAUGAAGGGACUGUACAUGGAGGGCAUCUACCGCAAGUCAGGCUCAGCUUGCAGAGCCAAAGAGCUUCACCAUAUACUCGAGAAAGAUCCCCAGACUGUCUGCCUUGAUAAUUAUCCCAUCCACACCAUCACCGGCCUGGUCAAACAGUGGCUACGGGAACUACCCGACCCACUCAUGACAUACAGCCUCUAUAAUGACUUCCUGUAUGCUGCUGAUUUGCCUGAAGAGUCCGAGCGGUUGCGUGCUAUCUACCGAAAGUUAGAUGAACUACCUGGCCCAAACUUCUCUACUCUUGAAAGGAUUAUUUUUCAUCUUGUGAAAGUGGCAAAAGAGGAAGCUCAAAAUCGGAUGUCAGCUAACGCCCUGGCAAUAGUGUUUGCACCCUGCAUACUACGCUGCCCAGAUUCUUCAGACCCUUUCCUCAGUAUGAAAGAUAUAAACAAGACCACUCUCUGUGUGGAGAUUCUGAUUAAUGAGCAAACAAGACGUUUCAAUCAGAAAAUGGGAGAAAUCCAGCAGUUGGAAAAUGCAGAGGCUAUGGCAGUUAAACAGCUCAAGCUCAGGAGACAGAACACUAUAUCUGAGCAGCCGAAAUUGGAUUCAAGUGCCUCUUCAAUGGACAGCACUGAUAUAGAAAAUAACCUUCUUGAGCGGAUCAAGUCUAUUAAGAAGGAAAAGAAUGAUUUGGCCAGCAGACUGCCCGAGCUUGACCAGGAUAGCUCUGAUGCAGAGAACAUGGACUCUGAGUCAUUAGUCAGCUCUGAGAGUCUUCUAGAAGAUCAUUUUGUGGGUUUGGACACAGAAGUGAGCACUUUAAAAAGCCCCAGGCCAGAGGAACCUGCUAAACCCCCUAAUCCAGCACCUCAUCCCAGAACAGAAAGCAGACAGUCUACUGAAGACCAGAACCAAAAAUGUUCUGUCACCCGUCGAGAUGUGCAGUCCAUGUGUGUCAUCCAGAGCCAAGAUGUCCCCAAAUCCCUUACCACCUCCUCCUCCUCUGCAUGCAACAAGGGCAAAAGACGAUUUUCUGACCUUGACAUCCCUUUCAUAGAUGAGGAAGUCUAACAUUACGGAACACCAAAAAGAGCAUAUUCUAAAAUCUAUGCAGAUAUUUGUGUUUCCUAUAACCUUUCAAGCAAAAGUCAGUAUCCCAUUUUCAACAAUGUCAACACUCAGUUUGUUUAGAGGAAUAAAUCAAAUGCUGCGUUAAUUAAUUCUGUCUCAGAACUCAUGUUGCCCUGUUGUUUAAAAAAUACAUUUGAAAAACAAAACUAAGAAUUUACUAAAGCCAUUGUUUCUUUGUGUGAUGUUUUGCUAGGAUUAUUUAAAAUAUAUAAUCUUAAAAUAUUUUAACAAAGGCUUUUUUUAUUCUCAAGGUUUUUAUAUAUAUAUAUAUAUAUAUAUAUAUAUAUUUGGCUAAUUCAACUUUUAUGGACCAAAUUAUCUGGACCCAUACUAUUAUAUAUUCAGCAUGGUUCAGAGGGAGUGAGUGAGACAGAUUUGUAUUCUUUUCACAAAACAGAAACUUUAAAGAGAUAACAUGCAUUUCCUCAUCAUUAAAGCAUCUUUCCCUUCAUAGUAUGGUCAAAUAUAUGUGGUGUAAAUACACAUCUGUUUGAAAACCUGUUUACUCUAUGAAAUCAAAUCUGAUUAGUGUGUGGUAUUCUUAUAAUGUGACUCAUCUUUAUUUUAUAUUGUAAAAACUUGUUUAUUUUGAUGAGAUAGGAGGUUAAAAAUAAUGUGAUUGAUGUUCUUGCAUGCUUGUUUAAAGUGUACUGUGAAGCUGCUGUAAGCUAUGUUGUUUAAGGUUUUUUUUUUUCUUUUCUUUUUUUUUUAAGAGGAAUCAGUAGGAACAUGUUAAUGUCAUAAACACAGAUGUUUUACAUACUAAGGGUGGUUUAGAUAUAUUCCACUGCAAAGAGGAGAAUUGGUUACAACAGGUGCAUUAAAAGUGAUGACUACUGAGUUAAUGUUGUAGUGAGCAGCUUAAAUUAGAACACACAUUUAGUCUAAAAACUCUGUAAAUCUUAACUGAUCUAAUUGCAAGUUUAAAUCAAAUGAUUUCAAUUUUGUUGUCAUCAUGUAAGAUCCAAUAUAAAGUUCCAGCAAAGUGA